UCAGAGGAAAAAAGAAGUUGGAAAAGGCUUUAUUUCAGUCUCAGCAAGAUGUUAUGCACCUCACUGAAAAACUGGUCGGAGUUCAAUCAGGUACUUUUCAAAUGCUCGUUGACAGAUGUGUUUGAUUUUCGAAGUUUUGGAGUCAAGGCAUCGAUAUCUUUUUGGUGUGAAAGAAAGUUUUGCCUAAUAUAACUUGGCGUCUUGGAAAACAGAUAGACAAACUAUCUGGAAAAAAUCCAUUGCUAGACAGUAUAUAUUAGUUCGUGCUAUUCUCGCCUGUUUAUCUGAAUAGCUAUAGUUCUUCUUGUGUGCAUAUAGUAAGACUGGUGGUCCUUAGCUCAUACCGAGUAUUGGUCCAUUGCAGUUCUAGGUUUGAUUGCUGCGGUUAGCUUAAUACUAGUAACUUAAAACUUAAAACAGCAAACGUCCCAACGAACUUGGAAAUGUUUUAUGCAGAAAUGUUGUCUGGAUCAAUAGAAGUUUUACUUAGCGUGUAAGGGUUUGAAAUAUCAAGAGGUUCAGAAAUACACAAGCAAAACGAUUGCUGUUUACUUUUAAUAUCUAUAGUUCGGAUAACUAUAGCCUCAGUGUGUUAAUGAGCUUCUUAUGUUUUUAAUACAGUUAUUAGAGUCAAUAUUAAAAAGUUGCUGGGUUUUUUAUGUAGAUUUCGAAGACGCCAAAACAAAAUUGACAACUCUGAAUAACCAACUCGAAGUGAAAGAGGCUGAUAUUGACAGGUAUGUAUUCUGGUUACACCCUCUAAAACACCCAUCCGCCUAACAAAAUCUGGUUAAUUUAAUACCAGGACGUCUUUGUCGAAUAUAACCAGAUUCCUGGUUCCUGCAUGCAACCAGACUAUUAAUGAAUCCAAUCUUAGUUUGGUGUUAUUUGUUUUGCAGGCUGAAAGCCCAAGUAAAUGUUAAUAAAGUAAGUGAAAAAUAUUUUUCGAUGAAACUUAAUUUUUUUAAAAUAUUUUAAACUUAUCUUUUCUAUGUGUUCUUUCAGACUUUUGAAAGGGAAUGUGAUGAUCUGAGAAAGGGUUUACAGGCAAAAGAACAACAGCUACAGACAUACAGAACGGUGGGUGUCCAAUUUAAAACUGAUAAUACAAUCCAGUAUAGCUAGAGUGAGUUUAGGUUUCACUCGGUAUAAAAGGGAAGCAACAAGGAAUCGCCCAUAACCUCGAGAGAGGUGUCCAGUGAAGAUAAAUUAGUGAAAGUGUAGUUUUUUCCUGUAGAAAAGUGGCUCAAAUUUGGCCGGUAUAGGGGUUAUGCUCUAUAGGGGUUAUGCUCUUUCUAAAAUUUUCCUGGGGCGUCGGGGGCCCAUUCGUCAGAGAAAGCGCCUUUCACUUCUGAGAUCGUGGGUUCGAUACUUGCUGCGGACUCAUGUGGAAAGAAUCAAGCAGUCAACGCUCUACCAGAAGUCGUGAGUCUUCUCCGGGUGCUCCGGUUUUCUCCCACAGGCAGGGAAAGUUGACAGGGUGGGCAGGGCCGUGCCACGGUGAUACCCCCCCCCCCCGCCCCCCAAAAAAAUAAAAAAGGGGCCCAACUUGCGGAGAGGGGGCCCUGGAAAGCUGGAAUUGCGGAACCUGUUAAAUAUUAAAGGAAUUUUCUGGAAAAUUGGUCUAAAAAGGUCUUCAAAACUAAAUUUAAGCCCCCAUUAUGUAAACUUAGUGUUUGAAAAAAGUUUUGCGACCCUUCCCCCGUCGCCAGUAUUUUGCGGAAAAAUUUUUUGGUUUGGGGGGGGGGCAAAUGGGAGGGCCCCCAAAUUUUUUAUUUCACUCCCCCAACCAAAAACCACUUGGCACGGCCCUGGUUAUAAUGGUGAGAAAAGAAUGUCAGUUCUUUUCAAAUUCUUGAAUUUUGAGGCGUAUAAAUACAAUACUCAAUAGAUAAAGAUGUAGUUUAUUUUAUUGUCAAUUUGUUUUUAUUUUGAUCAGCGUCUGCUGCCACGUAACGCUUUAUUGAAAUCCAUCAAUUGA
Paramuricea clavata is the source of this 1981-nucleotide messenger RNA. The record is from the annotation of a GenBank genome assembly. NCBI's taxonomy places the organism in Eukaryota, Metazoa, Cnidaria, Anthozoa, Malacalcyonacea, Plexauridae.